Molecule: messenger RNA, 1198 nt
Organism: Paraphaeosphaeria sporulosa
Lineage: Eukaryota; Fungi; Ascomycota; Dothideomycetes; Pleosporales; Didymosphaeriaceae
Exons: 5
Coding region: 279-1130 (283 amino acids)
Biological process (GO): L-cystine transport
Cellular component (GO): fungal-type vacuole; vacuolar membrane
Molecular function (GO): L-cystine transmembrane transporter activity
Source: RefSeq, a predicted model, not a curated record
UCGGCCAGCUCACCACCAGAAUGCCGAACGCCGGAAUGAAUUAAUUCCGACGAUCUCUCGUCGAGUCCUCGUGCGCAAUAGUUGAGCUGCAACGCGUGCAGUUUGCCGUGCAUUCGCUUCUUGUUCUUAUCUUCUGAUCAUGCGGACGUGCAGCUGAACACUGUCACUCGUCUUUGCACGGCCAAUCCACCAAUAUAAGUUGCUGCUGAGACUACAGCCUCUUACACAUGGGCGCACUGUAUAUAGCUCGACUACCGACACCUACGCCGUAACUCGGUAUGCCUGAGGCCGACUCUGAGCUUGUUAUGUUUCUUCACGCCCUAUCGCGAAUACUGGGGUGGGCGUACUUCUUGAGCUGGUCUGCGUCAUUCUAUCCUCAGGCUUUCAACAACUAUAGACGGAAGUCGACUCUGGGGCUCGCUGUUGAUUUUCCUACGCUCAACAUUCUCGGGUUUACAUGCUAUGCCAUCAACACAGCCACUUUUAUGUACUCUCCAACGAUACGAUCGCAAUAUGCCUACCGCCAUCCUACUGCUCCCGAGAACACCGUACAGUUUAACGAUUUCCUGUUCGCCGCCCACGGCGCGUUCAUGUGCGUGGUACUAUACAGCCAGUUCUAUACGUGGAUAUGGGGAUUCAAAGUGGGAGCGAGGCAGAAGGCAUCCAAAGGAGCCCUUGGCAUAUUCUGGGGUUGCGUAUUGGCAAUACUUGUCACGGUCUUCCUUGCGCAAGCAGCAGGGAAGGAUUCAGGAUACGAUCCCAGUAGUUGGGCCUGGAUCGAUGUGAUCUACGCACUGGGCUAUGUCAAACUCAUCACGGUCGUGGUCAAGUACAUACCGCAAGCAUGGGUGAACUUUAAGCGAAAGUCAACAGAUGGAUGGAGCAUAUACCCAAUGCUACUCGAUUUCGCAGGCGGGUGGCUUUCCCUGGCGCAAUUGGUGCUUGAUUCCUCGCUACAGAAUGAUUGGAGCGGCAUCACAGGAAACCCGGUCAAGUUUGGCCUUGGGAAUAUUACGAUCGUCUUUGAUAUCGUCUUUUUCGUCCAGCAUUACAUACUUUACAAGCAUUCUGCGAAAAGCGCAGACGAGGAAGAAGAGUGGAACGAUGAGCGAGAGGGUCUGCUCACAUAGCUAUCGCGCGCAUGAUCUCGAUCCUUCGAUAAGCACAACAACAAAUUUACUCAAUAGGCUUACUGGGC